GGGAAAUCCACCCUCAUGAACACCCUCUUCAACACCACCUUCGAGACCGAGGAAGCCAGUCACUACGAGAGCGCCGUGCGCCUGCGGCCGCGCACCUACGACCUGCAGGAGAGCAAUGUCCACCUCAAGCUGACCAUCGUGGACGCCGUGGGAUUUGGGGACCAGAUCAAUAAAGAUGAAAGUUACAGGCCCAUCGUUGAGUACAUUGAUACGCAGUUUGAAAACUAUUUGCAAGAGGAGCUGAAAAUCCGCCGCUCCCUCUUCAACUACCACGACACCAGGAUUCAUGUCUGCCUCUACUUCAUCACCCCAACCGGCCACUCCCUCAAGUCCUUGGACCUGGUGACAAUGAAGAAGCUGGACAGCAAGGUGAACAUCAUCCCCAUCAUUGCCAAAGCAGACACCAUCUCCAAGAGUGAGCUGCACAAGUUCAAGAUCAAGAUCAUGAGUGAGCUGGUCAGCAAUGGUGUGCAGAUCUAUCAGUUCCCCACCGACGACGAGGCCGUGGCCGAGAUCAACUCGGUGAUGAACGCUCACCUGCCCUUCGCCGUGGUCGGCAGCACGGAGGAGGUGAAGGUUGGGAACAAGCUGGUGAGAGCUCGGCAGUACCCGUGGGGAGUGGUGCAAGUGGAGAACGAAAGUCACUGCGACUUCGUGAAGCUGCGGGAGAUGCUGCUCCGGGUGAACAUGGAGGACCUGCGGGAGCAGACCCACACCCGCCACUACGAGCUCUACAGGAGGUGCAAGCUGGAAGAGAUGGGCUUCAAGGACACAGAUCCAGACAGCCAGCCCUUCAGCCUCCAAGAAACAUAUGAGACCAAAAGGAAAGAGUUCUUGGGCGAGCUCCAGAAGAAGGAGGAAGAAAUGAGACAAAUGUUUGUUAACAAAGUCAAGGAGACAGAAGCAGAGCUGAAGGAGAAGGAGAGAGAGCUGCAUGAAAAAUUUGAGCACUUAAAGAGGAUACACCAAGAGGAGAAGAGGAAGGUGGAGGAGAAGAGGAAGGAGCUGGAGGAAGAGAUGCAUGCCUUCAACAGGCGGAAAGUCGCGGUGGAGACCUUGCAGUCCCAAUCUUUGCAGGCUACCUCACAGCAGCCACUGAAGAAGGACAAAGACAAGAAAAACUUCUUUAGUCUGCCCACUGCCUGCUCCAUAACUUCAGGAAGAUAUGUUAAUUAG
Molecule: messenger RNA, 1176 nt
Organism: Indicator indicator
Lineage: Eukaryota; Metazoa; Chordata; Aves; Piciformes; Indicatoridae
Gene: SEPTIN8
Product: septin 8
Exons: 8
Coding region: 16-1176 (386 amino acids)
Biological process (GO): cytoskeleton-dependent cytokinesis
Cellular component (GO): septin ring; septin complex; microtubule cytoskeleton
Molecular function (GO): GTPase activity; molecular adaptor activity; GTP binding
Source: RefSeq, a predicted model, not a curated record